ACGGUAUUAUUACCAUAACAGGCAGGCAGGGGUUCCCUUGCUGUGUGGGGUCUGCGAGUGGCUGCCCCGCCAUCAUAACCCCUACCAGAGAGGGCUGCUUGAACGUCGACGAAGCUAACAACCUAACCUUACAUGACCUGCCCGACUGUGGAAAGACUGCCCGCCCGCAAACGUGACGUCCAUCAACCCCUAUCCAGUUGUUUGCCAAACUUUGAAAAGAUCGAAACGGCGCGGACACCUGCAUUCCCGUUUUGCAAACCCGCGCGGGGCACAGGCGGCUCUCGAUGAGCUUCGCAAUCGAGGUUCCGGGCGAAGCUGCCCCUCUGAGCCAGUGGGAGCUUGUGAAGGCGCUCAGCGCUGCUGCCACUUCGACUAAUCAUGCCCAGCGGCAAUCGGCCAGCCAGCAACUUCAGACUUGGGAGGCCCAUCCGGACUACUACACCGAUCUCCAGACCACCUUUCUCGACACAUCCCAGGACAAGCAGGUCCGCUUCCUCGCCAUUAUCCUGCUUAAGAAUGGCAUCGACAAGUACUGGAGGCACACGGCUAAGCACGCCAUCAAGCCCGAGAACAAGCAGUUGAUCCGCUCGCGGCUCCUGCAGGGCUCGCUCAACGAGCAAGACAGAACCCUUGCGCUCCACAACGCGCUCGUAACCGCCAAGAUUGUCAGAAUAGACUACCCGAACGAGUGGCCGGAUGCUUUUUCCACGCUCAUCGAACUGACGAGAUCGGCCAGCGCCUCGAACCCGCUGCACCUGCGCGGCGCCCUGCUGGUGCUGCUCCGCAUCGUCAAGGAGCUGAGCACCGCCCGUCUGCGUAAGUCACAGACGGCUCUGCAAGGUGUUACGCCCGAGCUCGUGCAGCUGCUGGGCGGUAUAUAUACCGAAAAGACGGCACAUUGGCAGGGACUUUGGACGCGAGGCGCCGGCGACCAGGCCGCCGCCGAAUUCUCCGUCGAGAACAGCCUGGCAGCCCUCAAGAUCCUACGGCGGCUAGUAACUGUCGGCUAUGAGCAGCCCCAUGCAGAUGCCAUGGUGUGCGGCUUCUGGUCGCUGUCACAGUCGCAGUUCGACCAGUUCCUGAGCGGCAUCAGUCAGGAUUCGUGGGUCCCAAUUUCGCACCAAGACAUGGUGGGAAAGCACCUCAUCCAGUUCGCCAAGCUUCAUAUCGACAUGUCUGAAAUGCACCCAGCCAGCUUCCCCGCUCUGCCCAACUCGAUCCCGCUGGUCAAGGCCUACUGGAACCUCGUCAAGGCUUUCUCUGAAGUGUUUGAGAAAUCGGGCGGCAUUAAGCAGACCUCGAGCGAGACAGCCGGGGGGCAUCCCAAGCACGAAGGCCCCCUCUACGAGAAGCUCGCUCUGAAGGGUCUCCUACUUCUGAGGAGCUGUGUAGCAAUCGCCCACCACCCGGUGCAGACCUUCAAGUACAGGAGCGCAGAGGCCAAGGAGCUGGAGAAGCAGGCUGUACAUACCAUCAAGGUCGAGCUCCUGACCAGAGACAUGCUUCUCGACAUGGUGCAGGUCAUAAUCAGCAAGCUGUUUGUUUUCCGCAAGUCUGACCUCGACGCCUGGGAAGAGGACCCCGAGGGGUGGGAAUCGCAGGAGCGGACCGAAGGUCAGGCGUACGAAUGGGCGGUCCGCCCCUGCGCCGAGAGGCUGCUGCUCGACCUCUUGACCCAUUACAAGGAGCUCGGUGAACCGCUGCUUGAGUAUUGCGACCUUGUCACUAAGGCCGGCAUGGACGUCGUCGCCAAGGAGGCUGCCUACUGUGCCCUCGGCUGCGCGGCCGCCGUCAUUCACCAGUCCUUCGAUUUCGACCGAUUCCUGACGACGUUCCUGGUCAAGGAUGCGCAGAUUCAAGGUCCCAUGGCCAAGCUGCUCCGACGUCGCAUAGCCAUCUUGCUGAGCCAGUGGAUUUCCAUCAAGAUAUCCCAGGCGAACAGGCCUGUUGUUUACGACAUCUUCCGCCACCUGAUGAACCCCAAGGACGAGCACAACGACGAGGUUGUCCGCAUCACGGCGGCACGCCAGCUGAAGUAUAUAGCCGAGGACUUCGAAUUCAACGGUGAAAGCUUUCAACCCUUUGCAGCCGACGUGUUCAACCUCCUGGUCAAUCUCCUCCAGGAGGUAGAGAGCGAUGAGACCAAGUUGGCGGUUCUCGAAACCCUGCGACUCAUCGUAACCCGCAUGGAGACGCACAUCUCGCAGUUUGGAGAUGCCAUCAUGCUGACGCUCCCAAAACUAUGGGAGUCUGCCGGCACCGAGGAGUACAUGAUUAAACAGUCGAUCCUCGCCAUCAUGUCGUCGUUGGUCUCAUCCAUGCGUGCCGAGUCUCAGCGGUACCAGGGCGUGAUUAUCCCGCUGCUCCGAGAAGCGAUGAAUCCCGAAUCGGCACUCCACCUCCACCUCAUCGAGGAAUCGGUCGACCUGUGGAAGUCGAUACUAACGCAGAGCCUGCCGCCUCUAAACCCUGACCUCACGCAGAUGGUCCAGCUCGCGCUGCCGCUUCUGGAGUACGACUCCGAGGUGGCGAUUCAGUGUCUAGAGAUCGUCAAAGAUUACAUACUCCUGGCGCCGCAAGACAUACUUCGCGAUGCGCUUCGCCAGCCCACCCUGGCAGCGCUGGCGAAGACGCUGGAUUCGAGGAGCCGGGACCAGUCACAGCUGGGCGCGAAGUCCAUCGAGCUGGUAAUCCGCGUAGCUGAUGCGUUCGGCGGCGCCCAGGGUGUCUCGGUCGUUGUCCAGGACCUGCUUGAGAUCGGCGUUCUUCGCGCUAUCCUGGAAGGGCUGCACAGCGCGUGGGAAUCCAGCCAAACCACCGGGCCCAACCGGAAACCCAGCAAGAUCAACACCGUCAAGGAGACGGACUAUUUCGCCCUGCUCGCCCGCAUCGCGCUCGCGGACCCGGCCCUCCUCGUCACCAUGUUGACCAGCUUCGGCAGUCCCAUCGAACAGGUCUGGUCGUGGCUCAGCAGCCAAUGGUUCGCCAACUUCGACUGCAUGGGUGACAUCGAGCGCGAGAAACUCUCGUGCCUGGCCCUGACCCGCCUCUGGGAGCUGCCGAACCCUAUGCAGGAUCUGGUCCUUGCACGCCUGCAAGACUAUUUGUCCAUGUGGACCAGCGUAGUCACAGAGCUGGCGGACGGCACGAGCGGCGAGACGCUCGGCGGGCAGGACAGCCUGGUGUGGACCGAGGUGGGCCGGUACGAGUACGACACGCCGCUGGACGUGCAUGAGCGCGAGUUCGCGGCCAAGGACCCCGUGCACAGCGUGGUGACCUACGAGUUUGUCAGGGCGCGGUUGGCGGAUGUGGUGCAGCGGGUUGGCGGGGAGCAGGCGUUCGAGGCGAACUGGGCGGUGAACGUGGACCGCGAGGUGCUGAUAGGGUUUCAAAGGUUGAGCCAGCCUGGAGGGCAGGUCGACGGGUGACCAAAGGAGCUGGCCGAGGGCCAAUCCAAGGGAGGCUCAGGCGGAGAAGGAUCGUGCCAACAGGGCCGCGAGGCAGGUUAGCACUUAUAUGCGCCGGCCAUCUUCCCCUUCAAAGGGUUUCAGCAAGGCCAGCAAAGGGGCCGCCCACACCCGGCAGGGAAA
Messenger RNA from Thermothielavioides terrestris NRRL 8126, 3590 nucleotides. RefSeq lists its product as uncharacterized. The coding region runs from base 285 to 3428 and encodes 1047 amino acids. Gene Ontology annotation, cellular component: nuclear envelope; cytosol. The transcript has 3 exons. Gene Ontology annotation, biological process: protein import into nucleus. The record is from RefSeq and is a predicted model, not a curated record. Lineage: Eukaryota; Fungi; Ascomycota; Sordariomycetes; Sordariales; Chaetomiaceae. Gene Ontology annotation, molecular function: small GTPase binding.